CCGUGUGGGUGCCAUGGGAUCGGUGCAUCCGUGUGGGGAAGGGCUUUGGGAACAACGUGCUGGGAAGGGAUGGGGAGUGGCCCCUGGAGUUUCCCCUGUCCUGAUCCCAGCCCCAUCCCUUGGCAGCUGGAAUGUGUCCUGGCUGACAUUCCCAUGGGAUGGAAUCCCUGAACCCUGGCAGGGCCCUGCAGCACAACCCUUGUUCAGCACCGGCUGCUGCCACCCACGGAAAACCUGGGGAAAGCGGGAAAAAUGGGAGUGCAGGAAGCGAAAGUGAAACCACGUGGGCGGAGUCAGGAGGGAGCUCAUCCCGUGCUGUGGGUUUGGAAGAAGGAAUUGGAGUUAUUUGUGCUUUAUUUCAAGGAUGAAGCCCUCCAGGAAGAGGCACCUCACGGCCCCCGAGUGCGCUGCCCUGGCCCGGAGCUCGACCGCCCUCACACAGCCCCUGAGCCAGAGCCGGGCGAGAGGAGACGGCAACAGGGGCCUGCAUCCCACCCAGCCACGGAGAGCCCACAGAGGACAAGGCCAGCAGAUGAACAUCCUGGAUUUCUUUGGGAGAUCCCAGAAGCAACAAGCAGGUGCUGGUGGGACGAAGAACUGUGGGACCAAAGAGGAGCCGGGGGAUCCCCUUCUCCCCGGCGCUGAUGAUUCCUUCAGCAGCCACACGGACAUCAGCAGCGACUGCUCCGUGCUCCUGGAGGAGGAGGACUCGGUGCCAGCUCCCAGGGGGAGCUCCAGGAAGCGGCCCCGCGCCGCUGCAGCCUCAGGAACCCCCAACCCUGAGCGGGAUUUGUGGGGGGAGCCUGAGGAGGAGCUGCUGGUUCCUCCAGAGCUCAGCCAGGUCAAGCCGGAACCAGAGGAUGUGGAGGUGGAGCCAGUCCCUGAUUCACACUACGGGCUCCUGGGCACUCGGAGCUGGGAGGAGCCCCAGGGCAGUCUGGAUGAGCUGCCUGUCGAAGUCCUCAGGAACAUCUUUGCCUUCCUGCCCGUGACUGAUCUGUACCAGAGCCUGAGCCUGGUGUGUCGCUGCUGGAGGGACAUAGUCAGGGAUCCACUGUUCAUUCCUUGGAAAAAGCUGUACCACCAGUACCUGCUGAGGGAGGAGUCAGCCCUGCGCAGAGUGGAGCAGAUCCUGCAGGAUUUCUCCAUCACAGAGGAGCAGGAAGGAUGUGUCUUGGGGCUGGUCACGUUGGUGUCGGCCACGCCCGUCAGGGGGAAGGUGGAUCCCAGCGUGGUGCUCCGGUGCUUGGGGAGCCACCACCUCUUCUCCAAGGCCCAAGUGUGCGUGGCCAACAAGCUACCCCAUCUGCAGAGCAGCACAGGGGCUGAGAAGAUGUGGGCCAUCAUUGCAGUCAUGGUGCUGUUCUCCGACAGCGUGGGCGACAUCCAGAGCCUGCUGGAGUGUGUGAGGAGACCCCGCUCCAACCUGUCGGUGCUGGAGGUGACCGAGGUGCUCUACUGCAUCGCCACGCUGCUGUUUGCCAUGAGGGACAGGAACAUCCCCAUCACCAACAGGAUCCAUUACAACGUUUUCUACUGCUUGUACCUGAUGGAGAAUUCCUCUGUGACCGCUGCGAAUGUGGAAGAGGACACGCUGGCCUCGCGCUGCAGGCGGGACUUAUGGUCCAGCUGUGAUGAGGUACAACUGACCCACGAGCAGCAGAGGAUUCUGAACCACAGGAUCCAGCCCGGGCAGAUCGUGAAGAUCAUGGCGUUUGCAGGCACAGGGAAAACCUCGACCUUGGCCAAGUACACGGAGAAAUUCCCGGAGCUGAACUUCCUGUAUGUGACUUUCAACAAGGCUGUGGCAGACAAGGGGAGAAGGGUCUUUCCCAGGAAUGUCACCUGCAAGACUUUCCACUCCCUGGCGUUUGGGAGCGUCGGGAAGCACUACAAGGAGCGGGGCCGGCUGGCCUUCUCCAAGCUGUCGGUGUUCUCCGUGGCGUCGCUGCUGCGCACUCGCCAGGGCCAGGCGCUCUUCGUCAGGGCCAAGACGGUGUCGCAGACCCUGGAGAGCUUCUUCGCCUCCUCGGACGAGGAGAUCUGCGAGGAGCACACGCCCGUCUGGUUCAGGAACACCCACGGGAACAUGAGGCUCGUCAGCCCUGAGGAAAAGCGGAUCAUCGUGGAAGAGGCCAAAGAAAUAUGGCGCAACAUGAAAAAGCUGGAUGGAGACGUGGAGAAGAGAUACAAGAUGACUUGUGAUGGGUACCUGAAGCUGUGGCAGCUCAGCAGGCCCCAGCUCUCAGGAUACGACGCCAUCUUCGUGGACGAGGCCCAGGAUUGCACUCCAGCCAUCGUGGACGUGGUGCUGUCGCAGCCGUGCGGGCUCGUCCUGGUGGGGGACCCCCACCAGCAGAUCUACACCUUCCGUGGCGCCGUCAACACCCUGCAGGACGUGCCACACACACACGUCUACUACCUGACACAGAGUUUCCGGUUUGGCCCCGAAAUCGCCUACGUGGGAGCCACAAUCCUGGACGUUUGCAAAGGGAUCCGCACCAGGACCCUGCUGGGCGGGACCCAACAGGGUGCCGUGCGGGGCUCCCUGGCCGGGCAGAUCGCGCUCCUGUCCCGCAGCAAUUCCAGCGUCUUCGACGACGCCAUCAAACUCACCUCGAGGGACAGACACAUCCCCAUCCACCUCAUCGGGGGCCUGGCUCGGUUUGGCCUGAGCAAGAUUUACGAUAUCUGGAAACUCAGCCAGCCUGCAGAAAUCAGGGAGAGAGACAACCUGGAGAUCAGGGAUCCGUUCAUCCGGAAGUGGGCGGACACGCAGGGGUUCCCGGGCCUGAAGGAAUACGCGGCGCACGUGGAUGACCGGGAGCUGCAGGUGAAGAUCUCCAUCGUCGACAAGUACCGGGAGCGCAUCCCCGAGCUGGUGCGGAAGAUCGAGGCGUCCCACGUGUACCAGGAGUCCCUGGCAGAUUAUCUCAUAGGGACUGUCCACCAAGCCAAAGGCCUGGAGUUCGACACGGUGCUGGUUGCAGAUGAUUUUGUGAAGGCCCCGGUUGGGAGCGGCGCUUCCCAGAGGAGAACCAACCUGGCCAUCGGCGCGGUCCCGGAGGAUGAGUGGAACCUGCUCUACGUGGCCGUCACACGGGCUAAGAAGUGUCUGCUGCUCUCCAAAUCUCUGGAGCACCUCCUGACCUUGGCUGGGGAGCGUUUCCUUCGGGUGGAGCUGAUGAGUGAGGCUGCCAAGGACGGAGCAUCCCGCGCCUGCUGCGUGUCAGGAUGCCCAAACACGUUGGAUCCCAGCUCCAGGCUGGUUGUCAGGAAGCUCCCGUUGACUCACAGCACCGGCAGCCGCGAUCCCGGGGGAUUCCUGUGCCCGCCUUGCAGCCGGCAGCGCUUCGGCCCCCUGGCUGCGCUCACCUCCCUGCCAGCGCUCCAGACACAGCCCUGCCAGCCCUAAGGGAGCCCUGCCAGCUUCCCAAAGCCUGCUGGCACAUCCCAGCUCGGGAACCAGGCGGGUACCGGAGUGGGGUUUGGAUGGAUGUUGGAACGGGAUUCCAGCCCGGCUCCAGAGGAACCCCACAGGCUCUGGGAGAGCUUCCCUGCAGCUCUGCCUCGCCUUCCAGGAGCUGGGAAGCAGAAUAUUCCAAAGAACGUGCACUUUAAGGACUGGAUCAGCAUUAAUUUCGGAGCAUUAUCCCUGUUAGCUCUGGCACAGUGACCAAACUUCUCUGGAUAUCCCCCCCUCCUCCCUGACGUCAGCCCUGGCUGAAAUCCCUCGGAUCCACUGGCAGAAGAGGAAAAGCCACCCUGGAAAGCUCCCAGAGGAGCAGUCUAUUUCUGGGAAAUGGACUUUCCCUGGGCCAGCAACGGGAGGAAAUCAUUAAUCCCUCCCAGGGAAGGAAUUCCCCUUCCUUGAGCCAAGGGCUUUCCCAGCCUGUUCCCUUUGCCCAGCACCAGACCAUGGGAAGAACUGCUCUGGUUCGGCACAAACUGGAGGGAGCUUUUCAUCCCAGAAUUCAAUUUACAACCAAAAAAAAAAGAAAAGCCUUAAAAACUUCCUUUUUUUCCUCUUCCUCAAGAAGUGCCUCAGCAGCUCUUGGAAAUGCCAGUGGGAUUUGCUCCGCUGGGCCGCAAUUCCAGAGCCUGCGAGCCGGGGAAGAGCGGAACUGGAAGUGCUUUUGGAAGGGAUUUGCCCUCGGAUCCCGGCCCAGAGCUGGAGGAGGCUCGUGCAUUCCAUUAUUCCCACGGAAGGGCUGACUCCAGGAGCACAUUCCCUGCUCCGCUCGCCCUGGGGGCGGGAAUUCCCGCUUGGAUUGGGAUGUGACUGCAAAGCCAUCGGAGCAGGAGCCUCCAGAGCUCCCUCCCAGCUGUUUUCCCACCGUCCCACGGGAGGACGAGGCACAGCAGCCAGGGAAGAACAUGGAAUCCCAGCUCUUGCUUUCCAACCCUUUUCCAGGCAUGGGAAUUCUGGUGCCUGCCGAGCCCGUGGUGCUGCAGGAAAUGGAUUUCCUCCCAGUCCAAUCCAACCCUUCCCGAUCCCGGCCGAGACCCCCAGUCAGUCAAUCAAUCAACUGCUCGGUGUAAUUUUAUAUAAAAUAUAGAUAUUUAUACUUAAAAAAGGCA
Messenger RNA from Myiozetetes cayanensis, 4581 nucleotides. RefSeq names its product F-box DNA helicase 1 (gene FBH1). Gene Ontology annotation, biological process: replication fork processing; double-strand break repair via homologous recombination. Gene Ontology annotation, cellular component: nucleus. Gene Ontology annotation, molecular function: ATP binding; protein binding; 3'-5' DNA helicase activity. Lineage: Eukaryota; Metazoa; Chordata; Aves; Passeriformes; Tyrannidae. The transcript has 22 exons. The record is from RefSeq and is a predicted model, not a curated record. Bases 365 to 3415 code for a protein of 1016 amino acids.